Paraglomus occultum is the source of this 765-nucleotide messenger RNA. NCBI's taxonomy places the organism in Eukaryota, Fungi, Glomeromycota, Glomeromycetes, Paraglomerales, Paraglomeraceae. The record is from the annotation of a GenBank genome assembly.
AUGUCUUCACCCAGCGCUUCUCCACCUUCCUCUACAUCCUCUACUUUGACGGAAGAAAGGUCAACUCGCACGAUGGCGGACGUUGUGAAGAAUCUAGAUACGGAAGAACUUAUCAAUUACUUGUGGAAGAAAAACUUGAAGCUUAAAGAGUCGCAUUUCAAGAUUUUUCGAAAAAAAGAGAUUACUGGUUCAGCGUUUCUGGAUAGGACAGAAGAUAGAUUCCGUAGGAUUGGUUUGGCAUUGGGACCAGCGAUGGCACUCGCAAAAUUUAUCGAGGGUCGAGAUCAAAAACUACGAAGUUUCUCGUCAUACAAAACUCUGGAAGAACUGAAGGACGUGCUCCGCAAAUAUAAAGUCAAUGGUGAGGAUAUUAUGAGCAUCAAGCAAUUCAAUCCGGAGCCCUUGAACAAUACCAACGCCAACGAAGCUACUCGCUGUGUAUUCAUUACAUCAAUAUUAAAUGCAUUUCUGUCUAUCGUUCGACGAAUUAUCAACGAAGAAAAAAUCUACAUAUCAUAUCAAAAAGCAGUUUCUGGUGAGGAAGCAUCUGAACGUGUUGACUACGCAAUCAAAGAAAACGAGGAUCUUAUGUGUAUAGCAGAGGGGAAACCUCGUAAUGUUGAAAUUGGUUAUCUUCAGAAUAUCAUGCAACUAGAGGGUGCAUAUCAUACAAACAAAAAGAAACGUACGGCUGAUGAAGCAUUCCGAGAUGAUGAUUAUGACUAUUUUUACGGGAUAGUAUCUACAGGUAUUCAUAUCUUAUAA